Recurvomyces mirabilis is the source of this 2400-nucleotide messenger RNA. RefSeq lists its product as uncharacterized. NCBI's taxonomy places the organism in Eukaryota, Fungi, Ascomycota, Dothideomycetes, Mycosphaerellales, Teratosphaeriaceae. The record is from RefSeq and is a predicted model, not a curated record. The coding region runs from base 1 to 2400 and encodes 799 amino acids. The transcript has a single exon.
AUGGGUCGCGCGGUCAAGGACUUUUUCAAACCAUACAUCGUCCCUCGAAAUCUAGUUCCCGUGCAGCAAGUGGAAGAAGAUGAGAUCAUCGUGGGCUCGCCCACCCAGAGCAGGAAGGCGCAGCCCAGUCGCAGUGCACGGAAAGCAUGUGAUCAUGCUUCGACCGGCAAACACGAAGAGAAGGUCAGGACGAAGUUGUUGCCGCAGAAGAGUCAAGUAUCUCGUGACUCGAGUGUGGGUAGUCUCGGAGCGACACCUCUCAAAGCUUCACCACGCAAAUCACCCCGCAGCAAGCGAUCGGCUGUGUCCUCCCUAGACGGCAGCAACGAUGACGAGACCCUCUACCACUCCAGCCCGACGCCUUCAGUCCAACGAGCGGUGAUGUCUGUGGAGGUCCCAUCGCCGCGGCGAGAACAAACUCCGACUCCGACGCUGAUAUAUCAAGCACCACUGGCCACGAGCAUGCUGCCACAACCCCCACCAGCCCUGAAUACAUCCUUUACGUCACUCCUCAGCUCGCAGAGCUCCAGUCGACGGGUCAUGAAGGGCGGGAUGCAGGCAGUCACCAACUCUGACUCUGGCAGUGCGGAGGAUAGUGAUGAGCAUUUGGAUGAUAUCGAUGUUCUUAUCCCAAGAAAGAAGGUGCGAUUGACACCACCUCUACCACAAGUUUUGACGACACAGAGGUUGGAGAUAGCUGGUCGGAAGAGUGCGCGGCUUUCCGAUCAGUCGAGCAAGAGUAGUAGGAGUGGGAGUCAUACACCACAACUCCCCUUCUCGCCUCCACGGACAGAGUACAAGCAUUCCCUCCUCAAACUCGUGAAGGCGAAUGAGAAGAAGGUGAGGGAGGAUGUUAGGAUUGCGGAGGCGGAGAAUAAAGCUCAGGAGGCCCAAGAGAGGCGGGACAGGGCACGGCAGGCAACGACGCUGACGAUGGAUGAGGAGAUGUUGGUGGAGAAGUAUGCGGAUGAUAGUGAGGAGGGGGAGGGUGUGAAGAGGGCCAUGGUGAGGACUGAGGCGUUGCUUGAUGAGGAAACUUUUUCGUUUUUUGCUUCUGGCGGGGGAGUCAAAGUCGAGGACUGCGAGUUCCCGGUAAAGUGGCUCGAGGGCACGGCAUUGAUGAGUACUCUCGGAGAUGUAGGGAAACGACAGCGGGCUUAUAUUAUGGGAUUCGUCGCUGAUCUCGCUUCUAUGAGCCGCUUACCCGAAGCUGCGGUGAAGUGGACGGCGUCGCAACUGGUGCAUGAACGGCGGGAGGAUUUGAGGGAGGCGUAUGUCGAAGUGCUGAGUCUUGCACGAACGAUGGGGAUAGAGUAUGAGCAGACAUCCUUACGGGACUAUUACUCGACAGCCUUGUCAGGCACUGGACUUGGUACACCGGCUGCCCAAUCGGACACGAGUGGACUAGGCGAGGCAAACCAACACCACACUACCCAAGCCCCUGGACUCCGCCACGUCAUCCGAGCCCUCUCAUACCUCCUCCCCAAACCCAACCUGCCAGCCCUAACAACAACAAUCCUCGACCUAGCCCUCCUCAACAUCGACACCAAUCUUGCCCGCGAGACGGACCUCCACCUCGAAAUCGAACAAACCCUAGCCUCCCUCCUCACCAACACCCCCCCAUCAGACCUCCUUCCCCUUUGCGCCGCCGUCGCAACGGGACUAAAAACCAUGGAAACCCUAACCCCGACCCUCCUCUGCCAAGUCAUCACCUCCUUACCCGCGAUCUCAGAAGGCACACACUACCUACGCUGGCAGCUGGCUCUAAGAUAUAGCGCGGAUAUCUGGCGGGAGGAGAUGCUGAGGAUAGAGGACUGUUAUAGUCCUAUAUUGGAACGGCUUCGGACGGCGGAGGUUUAUAGGAUCAACGGGAACACGGAUUAUGGACUCCUGAGGCGGGAGGUGGAGGUGUUGGAUCUGGCUGUGGAUGGGGGGUUUUGUAAAGAUUUCUCGGGUCUUGGGUCUGGGUCUGGGUCUGGGUCUGAGUCAGUCAUGCCCGGACCUACCACCGCCACGACAGAAAACAGCGACAACCACGACCCCGACAACGACUGUCCCGAACCCGGCAUAGCCCCCCUCUUCAACAACCGCCACCUCUCCUUCCCACCACCACAAAGCCCGGAGGAAAAAAACUUCAACUCCCGCAUCGACGCUCUCUCUUCGCAGCUCAAAAGCCUGGCGUCCCGGAUCAAAGACGGCGGCGCGACGAGUUUGAAGAGGGUGGAGUGUAAGAGUGUUUUUGAGCGGGUGGUUGUGAGGUUGGAAAGUGGUGUGCGGACGAGACCGAAGCCGAAGAGAGAUGUUUUUGGCGGUCGUAGCGGGGCCGGCGUGAGGUGGAAGGUGGUGGGAAAGGGGGAGAAGAGGAGGGGAGGGGAGAAGGGGGGAGGGGAGGUCAAGUAA